CCAGACCAUUGCACGCCCGGACCGCCAGGCCUUGGAUCGUCCACAUCGUCUAAUGUACUUGUACACAGUAUGGAGUACGACAGUAGUGCUCGGCUGCUACCUUUUCAAAACAUCGUAUUCGUUUCCAUGUUCGACCUCGUCAUGACGCAUUGGUCGGCGCCAAUGCAGCUUAUUCCGAUCUACUAGUCGUCCGUUGUUCUUUUCUCAAGCAAUUUUUUUCUUCGACGACGACAACGACAACACCAACACUCUCAUAGCUUUCCUCUUCCCUCGGCCAAUCGAUUCGACAUCAUCCUGCCCCAACGACCAAAAGGGCAGUGCGGCCACCGGAUCAAAUCAAAAGGGGGGCUCUACCGACCAUGGCACUCUUCUCCCGCUCCAACCACAACACGACGACGACCACCACCACCACCUCUCCCACCCAUGAAACGAAAGACGACCCUCUAUCCAACUACCAAAAGCCCAAGCCAACGGGCCUCCGCAUCUUCACCGUAGCACUCUAUCUCAUCGCCACCAUUUUCCUCAUCCUCGUCGAGAUAGGCAACAUCAACGACAACCCCGUCAUCCGCUCCACGUAUUUUCUCAAGAUCAGCCUCGCCGACAUCAUCCCGCUCUCAUAUCCCAACGCCAUCUUCAUCAACAGCAUCGCCCAGUCCAUCGGCCUGCACGACUUCUACCAAGUCGGCCUGUGGAAUUUCUGCGAAGGCUACAAUGGCGAGGGCAUCACUUACUGCAGCCCCACAAAGACGCUGUAUUGGUUCAACCCGGUCGAAAUCAUUCUGAACGAACUGCUCGCCGGCGCGAGCAUCACCCUACCAACCGAGGUCAUCGACGUGCUUAACCUGGUCAAGCUCGCGAGCCAAUGGAUGUUUGCCUGUUUCUUGGUCGGCACCAUCCUCACCUUUUUAUGCGUCUUCUUGGCGCCUAUGGGCUUCAGCAAGCGGCCGAGGUGGCAGCACAAGGCGCGCCGGAUUUUCUUUCGACAGCUGCCCGUCACAAUCUUGACGUUUGCGGCGCUGUUGUUCACGGCGGCCGCGGCCGUGAUAGCCACGGUCAUGUUUGUCAUUUUCCAAAACAAGUUUUCCGGCGCCGCCGAUUUGAACAUCAAGGCGUACCUGGGGAAGCCGAUGCUGGCGUUUAUGUGGGUCGCUACGGGGCUGAAUUUGGUUGGCUUUUUGAUGCAAACUGGCACGUGUUGUGGUGUCUGUUGCUGUACGGGGCGAAGGAAGGCUGAGAAGAGGAGUCGGGCGAGUGAUGGGAGUGCUACGAGGGAAAAACAGGGGGCCCGGUCGAGUAGGAGUCCUGGCAAAUUUGGGUUCAGAAGGAGGGCGGUAUAAACACGUUACAAUUGUGGUUCUUGUAGACUUGUUGAGCUUUGGAAACCGAUAUUCGAUUAUAUAGUUGUAUGUCAGACUAGCAAGGCGUUAGUCGUGUCAUCUGGCCGUGGAGCGAUCCGUUCAGAUAAAUGCCACAAUCAAG
This is a messenger RNA of Exophiala xenobiotica, 1479 nucleotides long. RefSeq lists its product as uncharacterized. The coding region runs from base 360 to 1337 and encodes 325 amino acids. NCBI's taxonomy places the organism in Eukaryota, Fungi, Ascomycota, Eurotiomycetes, Chaetothyriales, Herpotrichiellaceae. The record is from RefSeq and is a predicted model, not a curated record. The transcript has a single exon. Gene Ontology annotation, biological process: fungal-type cell wall organization. Gene Ontology annotation, cellular component: cell cortex of cell tip; plasma membrane.